Messenger RNA from Brienomyrus brachyistius, 857 nucleotides. RefSeq lists its product as uncharacterized. The transcript has 2 exons. The record is from RefSeq and is a predicted model, not a curated record. Bases 384 to 854 code for a protein of 156 amino acids. NCBI's taxonomy places the organism in Eukaryota, Metazoa, Chordata, Actinopteri, Osteoglossiformes, Mormyridae.
AGUCCAGCUGAAUGUGGGUGUUUUGUGGAACUGCUGUCCGGAUAUUCACUCUGAUCACGGACAGAGUGCUAACGGUUAGCAUUCGCGGUCUAAAAUUAUCGAUACGUAGCUGCCUUUUUUCGAAGUUCCUUUUAAAGAAUUCCUGGGUUAUAUAAUCCGUGAAACUAACGACCUGAAAGUUUGCCUUCUGUGUGAAAAGAAAGUAAGCUUUUCGGUUGGCAUCGGCAGGUAGUAUUUGCUGGCACGCUUUUAAACACAAAGCUUAAUAGUACCGUGUCCGCCAGAUCUGUUCGUUCGCGUCUGUUGAUAUAGUAGAUGAAUAUAGUGUUUUUAUAGUAGAUGAAUAGAAGCUGAGCGUUAAGCACCGCGUCUCUGGCACGAUCAUGACGCUUCAGGUAGGGUGCCUGUCUUUUCGGCAGCCCUACGCAGGCUUGGUGUUGAAUGGCGUAAAGACCAUUGAAACGCGAUGGCGGCCUCUGCUGUCGGGGCUGAAUAAUUGCACCCUAGCGGUUCAUAUCGCGCAGAAGGACUGGGAGGGAGACGAAUGGAGAGAUGUGCUCAGGGACUCCAUCGGCAUGAGCGAGCGGCAGAUAGAAGAGCUCCUAGUGUCCGGCGAAAGGUUUGGCCGUGGAGUGGUGGCAGGAUUGGUGGAAGUCGGGGAGACCUGGGUGUGCCCUAAUGAUGUAUCCAGGGAGGAGCUUAGGCAGCUGGAAAAGGCGGCUGUGCUGAUUGGACUGGAAGAAAAGCACCUGACUCAACUGUCCAAUCCACGAUGGCUGAGAGAGCCGCUGUAUACCCGGGGCCACAAAGACAUUUGGACGGUGGACAUUCCGCUGCAUCUCCUGUCAGACUGAAGC